Dicentrarchus labrax (European seabass) is the source of this 6443-nucleotide messenger RNA. It is a transcript of the gene brd1a, whose product is annotated as bromodomain containing 1a. Gene Ontology annotation, biological process: regulation of transcription by RNA polymerase II. Gene Ontology annotation, cellular component: MOZ/MORF histone acetyltransferase complex. Lineage: Eukaryota; Metazoa; Chordata; Actinopteri; Moronidae. The transcript has 13 exons. Gene Ontology annotation, molecular function: protein binding. The record is from RefSeq and is a predicted model, not a curated record. The coding region runs from base 1005 to 4814 and encodes 1269 amino acids.
CCGAAGAGUGUUCGUUUAACUAACCGAACAAACAUCGACGACACAUACGGUAGCUUCUUACUACGAAAUAAUUACUGCUCAAUGACUUCUGCUGCGUGUUGCAUUCACGGUCUGGGGCUACAGCUUGGAUUUCAUAUAACGUUUGGAGCAUAAAAUAUAUAUUAUUUAUCGCCACACGUUAUUAUUGCUUUAAACCGACGGGGUUUCUUGACCUCAGAGAUACAGUCUGGGGCGAACUGGUUUCAAGGGUGGGGCAUUUAGCAGUGGUUUGUUGUUGUUCUUCCUGUGUCCUGACUGUGUCCUCUGUGACUAGAGGAGAAAUGCUGAAUCAAUAGCCCGGACCAUGACAGAUAUACACACACACACACACACACACACACACCAAUUUGAAAGUCAUAUCCGCUGGUUAUGACUUAACACCCCGGUACGGAGAGCCAAAAAACAGAGAUAGAUUCCCAGCUUUUGCUCGGACAGUGCUUCGCGCUUUGUUCGGAGCUUUGUCUGUGUACGGCUAGUAAGGCUUGACAAAAGGCAAUGCAUUGAUUGUGUGACAGAUGGGCUUUUGUGUGAAAUCUACGACCCACCACCAACAUGACCUCCAGCGUCACACGUAGAGUAGUGCGUACGGGUGGGAGUUGUCUGGUGAAACGCAUUGUUGUGUUGGGGGAUGAGCCGUCAGUGCUGCUGCUGCUGUUGCUGCUUUUUUGCUCCUGGUCGACUGUGGCUAGCGAGCGACUCCAGCCUAUGAAUGGUCCACAAAGCAAAUAACUGUGUGUUCUCUGUGGAACUUGAUAUCGAAACUUCACAGGCACCAAGCAGGCAUCUUUCUCUUUUUAUUAGUAGCUGAACAGACCCCAGUAUCGCCCGUUGGAUGAGAACAUUGUGUACGGAAUUAGAGCCACUUAGCAGGCCGUAUCGCCAUUGCUUUGUAAGGCAGCUGGCUAGCUACCGUCUUCUUCAACUAGCAAAACUGUUCGUGAAUCCGAGCAACACGGAGCGUCAAGAUGAAGAAGAAAGCUCGGCAGCACCGGGUUGCGGUGCCGCAGAGGCCGCCGUCUCCCAUCAAGCCUUCACCCAACAAGCAGAUCUUGACUUACGCCCAGGCUCAGCGCAUGGUGGAGUUCGAUAUCGACGGACGCGUCCAUCGGGUCAGCGUAUAUGACAAGCUGGACGUGAUCUCGGAUGAUGACCCCAUGGUGCAGGAGAUGAUGGAGUGCACCAGCAAUAAGGAGAAUGCUGAGAAACCCCAGCAGCAGGUCCUCCUGAGGUCAGUCAGACUAAAAAACAACCAGGAGAAGAGAAACGCAGCACUGGGCAUCACUGGUCACGGAGAGGGAGGUGGACAUCAAGCCGGCGUUAAUGCAGGACCAAAGCUUCCAGAGCCUAAAUUUCGUACAGUGGAAUAUAAUCUUCCAGCAGUUCCUAAGCGUGGAGCUGCCUUUUAUAAAUACACAGAGAAGACAGAGGAAGAGCUGGAUGAGGAAACAGAGUAUGACAUGGACGAGGAAGAUUAUUCCUGGCUGGAGUUGGUUAAUGAAAAACGGCGAAGCGAAGGGGUCAGUCAGGUGUCUCACAACGUCUUUGAGUUCCUUGUGGACCGCUUUGAGAAAGAGUUGUACCUGGAGAGUCUGGAUCAAGGCAGUGAAAAGCAAGCUCCUAUUGAUGAGGACGCCGUCUGCUGCAUCUGCAUGGAUGGAGAGUGUCACAACAGCAACGCUAUCCUUUUUUGUGACAUGUGCAACGUGGCUGUGCACCAGGAAUGUUACGGUGUGCCCUACAUUCCCGAGGGCCAGUGGCUCUGCAGACAUUGCCUCCAGUCAUCCACCCAGCCCGCAGACUGCAUACUUUGUCCGAACAAGGGCGGAGCAGUGAAAAAGACAGAUGAUGACCGCUGGGGCCACGUGGUGUGUGCCCUCUGGGUCCCUGAGGUCGGCUUCUCCAACACCACCUUCAUAGAACCUAUUGAUGGCAUCAGCCACAUUCCUCCAGCUCGCUGGAAGCUCACCUGCUACCUCUGCAAGGAGAAAGGCGUCGGGGCAUGCAUCCAGUGCCACAAAGCCAACUGUUACACCGCCUUCCACGUCAGCUGUGCCCAAAAGGCUGGCCUCUUUAUGAAGAUGGAGCCAAUCAAAGAGGUAACGGAAACAGGAGAGCCCACAUUCUCUGUAAAAAAGACAGCCUACUGUGGAGCUCACACACCUAAUGGGUGUGUAAGGAGGCCUCUUACAAUCUAUGAUGAUGCCAAACCCAAAAACGGACUAUGUAAGAAGGUGGACAAAGGGAGAGGUACAGGUAAAGGACAGUCAAAAGGGAAGCAGAAGAAGAAGAGUAAGAGUAAGAAGCCUGAGCCUGAGCCUGAACCUGAAAUUGAGGAGCCAACCCCUGCUACUGUGCCUACUUUUCCUGCUCACAGGUUACAAACUAUUAUGAACCAGGUGUCAGUCCAGAAGAAGAAAGCCUUUGUGGAGCUGGUCCUAAAUUACUGGACACUAAAGAGGCAAUCCAGGAAUGGGCUUCCCCUCAUCAGACGCCUUCAAACAAGCCUGCAGUCUCAGAAGAAUGCACAGCCGGUUUGUUCAUCUAGGCAGAAUGAGGAGGAGAGCAGGGCACUGAAGGACCAGUUAAAGGAAUGGCAUCGUCUCCGACACGACCUAGAGAGAGCCCGGCUGCUGCUGGAGCUAAUCCGCAAGAGGGAGAAGCUCAAGAGGGAAGAGAUUAAACAGCAGGAAACCCUCCUAGAGAUGCAGCUGACUCCCUUCAGUAUAUUGCUCAGAGCCCUCUUGGACCAGCUCCAGGCAAAAGACCAGGCCCGGAUCUUCACCCAGCCGGUUGAUGUCAGUGAGGUGCCAGACUACCUCGAUCACAUCAAGCACCCGAUGGACUUCUCCACCAUGCGGCAGCGCAUCGAUGCACAGGGCUACAACAACUUGGAUCAGUUUGAGAGCGACUUUACCCUCAUUAUUGAUAAUUGCAUGAAAUAUAACUCGAAGGACACCUAUUUCUACCGGGCAGCCAUUCGCCUACGUGACCAGGGUGGGGCCCUGCUUAGAAAGGCCCGGCGAGACGUGGAGAGAAUCGGCUUUGACACAGAGAGUGGCAUGCAUCUGCCCGAAGCUCCUGAAAUCAAAGCCACUCCAUCCUUUUCUUGGGAAGACGUGGACCGCCUGCUAGUGCCAGCCAAUCGUGAGCAUCUUUCUCAGGAAAAGCAGCUGCAGCAGCUACUGGAGAAGUUUGACCUGACCUGUGCCAUGAAGUCCAGCCCCUCCCGCAGCAAGCGCCUAAAGCUACUCAAAAAGACCAUCAACGAUGUGCGCAAUGAAAUGAGCUUAAAGAGAGUCCAUCCCUCCCACCACCACCACCACCACCAUCACCACCACCACCACUCUUCUUCCUCCACAACUCCCUCCACAUCAGCGUUGUCUUCAUCAUCUGCCUCCCACCCAGAGCAUAAAAAGAAAGAAGAGAGAUUGAAACCCAAUGGACAUUUUCCAGAUGACGAGGGAGACAAGUCUCUUCCUCCCAAACUGGAGCAUUCAGACUCCAUCCCUCCCCUCAUCCACUCAGACACAGACCCCGAGCCCCCCACCCUCAAACCAAUCGACGCCGCCCCGGACUGCGAAGACAAGACUCUCAGCAAGCGAGUCAAGUUUGACGGGGAAAUACCAGACCUGCUCUCCUCUACCCCCCACCUCAACGGUUACUCCCACGACAGCCUCCAGAACUCUUUGCUGGAUGGAGACGUGAGCGUGGUUGCCACGUCGACCCUUGCGGAGCCCACGGGCGCGGUCAACCGCCGCACCUCCGUGCUCUUCCGCAAGUCGAAGACGGCCAGCCCCCACAAGCCCCCGAGGAGCGGAGACGAGGGGGCCGAUGGAGUUGAAAUAAAAGAAGGCAUGGAGGAGGAAGAUGAAGAUGGCGCGCAGCUGGGCUCCAAAUCCUUCCUGUCGGUGGUCAUACCCAGGCUGGAGACGCUACUACACAGCAAGAAGAGGAAGCACAGUGGCAGUAGAGACGGCGAGGAGGAGAGGGAGGGAGGAGAGGGAGAGCAUGAAGAGGAGGGGGAGUCCCCUGUGAAACGACUUGACACUGGCCUGUCAAGCGGUUUUCUGGAGGUGGAAGAGGAGAAGGAGCUAGAAGACUCCAGUCGAGCCAGUAGACCUGUGGAGCCACGAAGACGCUGUGCCUCUGAGUCCUCCAUCUCCUCGUGUAGCAGCCUUCCAGGAAGCACCAGCACUAUUCUCAGUCUUCCAAAAUGUGGGAAGGGGAAACCCGCCUUGGUCCGGAGAAACACUGUGGACGAUAAGAGCGAAUUAAUCGCCUGCAUCGAAACCGGCAAUUUUGCAAAAGCUGCUCGAAUCGCUGCCGAGGUUGGCAACAGCAAUAUUUGGAUGCCUGCUAGUGCUGCAACAGUUGCAUUGGAACCCCUAAAGCUAGUUUGGGCCAAAUGUAGUGGAUACCCUUCCUACCCUGCCUUGAUCAUCGACCCCCACAUGCCACGUGUGGGCUGCCAGCACAACGGGGUGUCCAUCCCCAUGCCCCCCAUGGACGUGCUCCGCAUUGGAGAACAGAUGCAGUACAAAGCCGAAGAGAAACUCUACCUCGUCCUCUUCUUCGACAACAAGCGCAGCUGGCAGUGGCUUCCUAGAUCCAAGAUGGUUCCUCUGGGAAUGGACAAAACCAUAGACAAAAUCAAAAUGAUGGAAGGACGCACAUCCAGCAUUCGCAAGGCUGUCCAGAUCGCCUUCAGCCGCGCCAUGAACCACCUGAGCAUAGUGCAGGAUGAGCCAGUCAGCGACCUCAGUGACGUGGACUGAUGACGUUCGACUCUCUCCCCUCACAAACACACACACACACACACACACACACACACACAAACUUGUACCUCUCCUGUACCAAAAACCUUCCUCCAUCCUCCCCCCCCGCCACCUUCUCUCUGUCUCUGCAGGAGACUCAAAUGUUUACUGGGCACCUGCUGUAACAGGUGGUGUCUCUUCCUCAUCCAUUCCUACUCGCACACACUCCUACCAUGUGCCGAUGGGAUACGGCUGCUGCUGAAAUGAAUGUGUCUAUCUAUCCUCUCCACCUCCAGGCUUAUAACUGUGCUUAGAGACUGCUCUUUUUUUGUCUGCCCCGCCCCUUUCCCCUCACUCCACCAGUCGUUUUUAUUCAUCAUUUUAAGGCAAAAAAACAAAACAAACGUGUGUACAUUGUGGUAUUUUGGCCUUACCAAAUGUGUCAGGACUUUGCAGUAAGAACCUAAAAACCGACUCUUCCAUGUUCACUGCACCGUUUUUUUUAAAAACUCUGUUAUUUUGGCAGGUAGCCGAUCAUCAUUUCCGUUACAAGCUGUUAAAAAAAAGAAGCAUCUAGUAGCUGGUAAAUUUGCUAAAGCGGACAAAAACGUACAUUUCCUGCCUACAUGAAGGCUUUUCUGUUGUGUUGUAGCCAAAGGGUUCGUUUAUGUCAAGGUCACAUUUACAUAUUGGUCGUCUCCAUUUACAAAUAUUCUCCUUUGUAUUUAAACUGUAAAUAAUCUGUACAGUUGCCUGACACUAACUUAUUUUGUAGUUUUGACAUAAAUGAGUACUGUACAGGAGUUUUUCUUAGUAUUUAUACUUGAUGCAUUCUUGCCACUGAGGAGUGAGUGCUAUUUUGACAGUGCUGUAUGAUCUGGAAGAAUAAAAAGUGUGAAAGCCUUAGUAUUAAGGAGAUUAGGGCUAAAAUGUUGUGUUUCUGCAAAGUAUGAAAGUAUUCCCUUUUUCAUUUUUUUUUUUUAAGUUAUUGAAGUUUAUAAUCGUAAGCUUCCAUUUGGCAUUAAUCCUUUUUGUAUAAAAAAAAAAAUAGUUUUCGUAUAUUUUUGUUCAUAUAUAUUUAUAUGAUUUGGAUACACGGUAAUACAGUAUGUAAUGUCUCUGCAGUUCAUACAGGCAGUCUGAUGUUGUGGACACGGAACGUACAUUGUUCUCAAGAAACCAAAAAUGUUGCUACCCAGAAGUUUUUUGCUGAUUAAUUUUCUGUGUGAUGUGUGAAAUUGUUGCCAAAAAAAGUUAAAAAAAAGUAAAAGUGUAUUUUUAUGUGAUACAUUCGACUGUUACUUGGUUUCGCUGUAGUCGUAGGGAGAUGUGCCUGCGUUAACUUAUUGUAAAGUAUUUGCAUUACUUUAUAUUCAAGGAAAGACGUGCAAACUGAUUGUGGUAAAGUGGCACAUUUUGUGGUGGAUACUUGCCUUCUUUUUAAGUAACCUUUUCUAACUUUUUUUGUAGUCGUAGACUUCAAGACAUUUCAUUUUAUACUCCUACGCCUAUUUUUUCUGGGUAGCAUUGGGUAGUUUUGGUAUAUUUCAUUUUGUACUUAACUGUAGUAGUUUUUUUAAUCAGGUCAUACAAAGUAUUGCUGGGACUGUUUUUUGUAGCAAAUCAAAAAAUAAAAGAUACAAAUAUGAA